Messenger RNA from Myotis davidii, 476 nucleotides. RefSeq names its product protein ZNF738-like. The transcript has 5 exons. The record is from RefSeq and is a predicted model, not a curated record. NCBI's taxonomy places the organism in Eukaryota, Metazoa, Chordata, Mammalia, Chiroptera, Vespertilionidae. Bases 1 to 405 code for a protein of 134 amino acids. Gene Ontology annotation, biological process: regulation of DNA-templated transcription.
AUGAGCUACGCGGUUUCAGCCCCUGCCCUGAUCCCGGCGGCCACCCUGGCCCUGGAUGCCACUGCCAAAUCCUCCAUGGAAACCCCAGAGACCUCUUAUUCUGCCCUGGGGCAGUUGACCUUCAGUGAUGUGGCCAUAGAAUUCUCUCAGGAGGAGUGGGCGUGCCUGGACCCAGCUCAGCGGAAACUGUUCAGGGACGUGAUGUUGCAGAACUACAGGAACCUGGUAUUCCUGGGUGUGUCUAAGCCAGACCUACUCACCUUUUUGGAGCACAUGAAGGAGCCCUGGGAGUUGAAGAGAAAAAAGAAAAUACCCAUCCAGCCAGGUAGGUGGGAAUCAAGGAAACAGAUGAUCCAGCUAUAUCUUCUCAAGUCACCCAGGGUUUAUUGCCAAAGUCAGGUGUAGAAGUGUCAUUCCAGAAAAUGUUACAGAGUACAUAUAAUGAAGAGAGAAGUCACCAAUGCGCUGAAUCUCAG